Messenger RNA from Manis pentadactyla (Chinese pangolin), 1995 nucleotides. RefSeq names its product carbohydrate sulfotransferase 13 (gene CHST13). Gene Ontology annotation, biological process: proteoglycan biosynthetic process; carbohydrate biosynthetic process. The transcript has 4 exons. Gene Ontology annotation, cellular component: membrane. Gene Ontology annotation, molecular function: sulfotransferase activity. The record is from RefSeq and is a predicted model, not a curated record. Bases 374 to 1240 code for a protein of 288 amino acids. NCBI's taxonomy places the organism in Eukaryota, Metazoa, Chordata, Mammalia, Pholidota, Manidae.
ACGCACUCCGCCGACUGCAGCCUGCUCGCGGGCCCAGCAUGGGGAGGCGCUGCUGGCCGCGGCGCUUGCUGGCGGCCGCGUGUUUGGGCGCCGCACUGUUGCUCCUGGGCGCCGCGCCCCGCGCCCUGCGCCCGGUGGAGUGAGUGUCCCCUGCACAGCGUGGUCCUGGUGUCUCUGGCCAUGACAGUCUCUGUCCACCCAGUCAUUUGAAGACAAAUGUUUACCCAGGACCUGGGACCAGCAGGACACAGUGGCUCCCAGCCCUCGGGCUCAGCCCAGGAGAGAGAAGGUCAGACAGAAUCUGGGCCCAGCAUUUGAAAAUGGGGCCCUGGCUUCUGGCUGGCUUGGUUGGAAGAGGAGGAGUCCCCUGCAGAUGCUCUAUGACCUGGACCAGGGCCCACGCUCCGCCCUGGCCGAGGUACAUCGACAGCGGCGUGACCUGCUGCACCGCGCCUGCAGCCGCCACACACGGCGACAGCGCCUGCUGCGGCCCGAGGACCUGCGGCAUGUGCUGGUGGACGAUGCGCACAGCCUGCUCUACUGCUACGUGCCCAAGGUGGCCUGCACCAACUGGAAGCGCGUGCUGCUUGCGCUGAGCGGCCACGCCCGCGGCGACCCACACGCCAUCCCCGCACACGAGGCCCACGCGCCAGGCCGCCUGCGCUCCCUGGCCGACUUCAGCCCUGCCGAGAUCAACCGGCGCCUGCGCGCCUACCUGGCCUUCCUCUUCGUGCGCGAGCCCUUUGAGCGCCUGGCCUCCGCCUACCGCAACAAGUUUGCGCGGCCCUACAGCGCGGCCUUCCAGCGGCGCUACGGCACGCGCAUUGUGCGGCGCCUGCGGCCGCGCCCGCACCCCGACGCGCUGGCCCGCGGUCACGACGUGCGCUUCGCCGAGUUCCUGUCCUACCUGCUGGACCCGCGCACGCGCCGCGAGGAACCCUUCAACGAGCACUGGGAGCGCGCCCACGCGCUCUGCCACCCCUGCCGCCUGCGCUACGACGUCGUGGGCAAGUUCGAGACGCUGGCCCAGGAUGCGGCCUUUGUGCUGGGCCUGGUGGGCACGCCCGGCCUGCGCUUCCCCGCGCCACCGCCCCGGGCCAGGGCGGCUGCAUCCCGGGACCAGGCUGCACAGCUCUUCCGGGACAUCAGCCCCUUCUACCAGCGGCGCCUCUUCGACCUCUACAGGAUGGACUUCCUGCUCUUCAACUACUCCGCCCCCUCCUACCUGCGGCUGCACUAGGCCACAGGGCUGGCGGCAACCGGGCCACCAGGUUGCUCAGAGGUCUGGGGUGGGGCGGGGCAGGAGAAUAUGCGUGCAUGGCGGCCUCCAGGAGAUGCUGGUUCUGCCGUCUGGGACUCCACUGCUCCCCCUCUACCCUGCUGUGCCAGCCCACCUGGCCUACAUCACACCUGGCCGGGUUUGGCCGCAUCCACCUCAGGUGGCUCUACACCUUGGCCUGCCUGUCACUUGCUACUUGCUUUCUCUAACUGCUCCAGCUGGCAGGCAUUUCUCCAGGACCCCUGGGUAGGGGAGGACUGAAUAACUGGUAUUUUUUAGUUUGUAAGGGGCCAUUUGGGAGUCUCAACUUUUUGGGUCAACUUCCCCGAACCUGUCCGCGGUGCAUGGAGCAGAAUGCUGGCUUGGGGGCAGCCUGCAGCCAUCCCAGUGGCCUCCGCACCUCCCCUGCCCUGCUAAGGACAGUACUGGCCAAGGGGAGAAGCCCUCCCUUGCUGGACUCAGGCUAGGCGCCCCCUUGUCUGUAGGCACAGCACAGGAGCCAGCCUUGUGCUCCUUUCCAUUCUUCAAUACACAAGAGAGGCCGCCUCUGCCCCCUGGCCCUGCCCGGGACACACCCCUGAUCUCAGUCUGGCCAGAUACUAGGUGAUCUGUGUGUGCCCACAGAGCCCAGCAUGCGACAUGGUGGCAGGUUUUAUAGGACCUUGGUGAGCUGGAAAUGCUCCUUUUUGAAAUAAAUGUUUUGUUACUUUCUGACA